AUGAGGAACAUCGGGAUCUCCGCACACAUUGAUUCCGGCAAGACGACUCUGACAGAGCGAAUCUUGUUCUAUACUGGACGAAUCUCAGCAAUCCACGAGGUUCGCGGGAAGGAUGGGGUGGGUGCGAAGAUGGACAGCAUGGACCUGGAGCGAGAGAAAGGCAUCACGAUCCAAUCGGCAGCGACCUUCUGUCGAUGGAAAGAUCACGAGAUCAACAUCAUCGACACCCCGGGACACGUUGACUUCACCAUCGAGGUUGAAAGAGCUCUCAGAGUUUUGGAUGGAGCAGUUCUCGUCCUCUGUGCUGUUGGAGGAGUUCAGAGCCAAACGAACACUCAAAUUGUCUUCUGCAGGCAGAUGAAGCGCUAUGGAGUUCCCAGGAUUGCGUUCAUCAACAAACUUGACCGAGCAGGGUCCAACCCAUGGUCUGUGAUCAAGCAGGUGAUCCGAGACAAGCUGAAUCUCAACGCCGCUGCUCUUCAAGUCCCCAUUGGGCUGGAAGACAAGAUCGAGGGCAUCGUCGACCUUGUUGAGAUGAAGGCAGCCAGAUUUGUCGGGGAUUUUGGAGAGAAGGUUGAGUGGUUCGAUAUCCCCGCAAGUGUGAUGCAGCAGUGUAAAGAGAAGAGACAAGAGCUGAUUGAAAACGUUGCCAAUGUCGACGAAGCUCUCUCCGAGAAAUUCCUCGUAGACGAGGAGCCGACGAUAGAGGAACUUAAAACUGCGAUCAGACGAGCGACUCUCAGCCUGCAGUUUGUGCCAGUGAUGAUGGGAACUGCGUUCAAGAACAAGGGAGUCCAGCUCUUGCUCGAUGGGGUCCUCCAAUACCUUCCCAAUCCCACAGAGGUGAAGAACACGGCGCUUGAUAUCUCUAAGGGAGAAGAACCUUUCGAGGUCAAGAUCUCUAGCAAGGAGCCCCUUCUUGCCUUAGCCUUCAAGCUGCAAGAGAGUCCCUUUGGCCAGCUGACCUACUUGAGGAUUUAUCAGGGAACCUUCUCUAAGGGAGACAAUAUUUUGCAUGUGAAUGCCAACAAGAAGAUUAAGGUUCCACGUAUUGUGCGAAUGCACUCCAACGAGAUGGAGGAUAUCGACACGGCCAAGGCUGGAGAGAUCGUCGCUCUCUUUGGCAUCGAGUGCGCCACCGGCGACUCAUUCACCGACGGCUCCAUCAAGGCCUCCAUGACUUCCAUGCACGUGCCGGAUGCUGUGAUGUCGCUCUCGAUCCAACCCAAGCAGAAGACGCAGCUUGACAAGUUCUCCAAGGCGCUCAAUCGUUUCACCCGCGAGGAUCCCACAUUCCGCGUCGGGUAUGACGACGAGACGAAGCAAACCAUCAUUUCAGGUGCAGUUAGAACCAAACUGUUCUGCUUGAACUAUCCUGCUCCAACUGUCCCUUUCUAUCCCUACCCGUCCCUUCCCCUUUCCCCAUUCCCUUCCUUUUCUUUCACAUGCACCCUUCAACUCCAACUUGAGGCCUCCCUCCCCCCUCCAUUCGUGCGUGCGUGCGUGCGUGCGUGCGUGCGUGAGUGA
Messenger RNA from Guillardia theta CCMP2712, 1527 nucleotides. RefSeq names its product translation elongation factor G, mitochondrial. The transcript is spliced from 17 exons. Gene Ontology annotation, molecular function: GTPase activity; translation elongation factor activity; GTP binding. The record is from RefSeq and is a predicted model, not a curated record. The coding region runs from base 1 to 1527 and encodes 508 amino acids. NCBI's taxonomy places the organism in Eukaryota, Cryptophyceae, Pyrenomonadales, Geminigeraceae. Gene Ontology annotation, biological process: mitochondrial translational elongation. Gene Ontology annotation, cellular component: mitochondrion.